Molecule: messenger RNA, 3785 nt
Organism: Leguminivora glycinivorella
Lineage: Eukaryota; Metazoa; Arthropoda; Insecta; Lepidoptera; Tortricidae
Exons: 13
Coding region: 41-2458 (805 amino acids)
Source: RefSeq, a predicted model, not a curated record
CCGCCCGCCGCGCGCCAUGCCGCGAGUGUCGUGAACAACCAUGGGUGUCACACUAGUGUUGCUGCUCGUCGCAGGAGCAUCAGCAACAUGCCGAUUUCCAGGCGCCCCCGCCCACUCCCACGUUACGUUCUCCGACGAGGCCCUCGAGGAGGGGGCCAUUGCGACUUACGCGUGCGAGCGGGGCUUCGAGCUACUGGGCCCCGCGAGGCGGGUCUGCGGAGACAAUGGGAGGUGGAGCCCUGAUGGAAUACCAUUUUGCGUUCUCAACGUGGCAGCAGGCAAAGCGCCUAUGCAAGUGUCCACUGAAGACUCGGGCGUCCCACAGAGAGCGCUGGAUGGCAGCACUUCGUCCGCCUACAACCCUGAGACCUGCACGCUGACGAAACAAGAACGCGUGCCGUGGUGGUACGUGAAUCUACUCGAGCCGUAUAUGGUCCAGUUGGUGCGGUUGGAUUUCGGGAAGCCAUGUUGUGGAGCGAACAAGCCAGCAGUGAUCGUGGUACGAGUCGGCAACAACCGACCAGAUCUCGGCACCAACCCCAUCUGCAACCGGUUCACCGGCUUCCUAGAGGAGGGGCAACCACUCUUCCUACCAUGCAACCCCCCCAUGCCUGGGGCGUUUGUCAGCGUCCAUCUAGAAGCUUCUACGCCCAGCCAGCUGUCUAUAUGUGAAGCUUUCGUGUAUACGGAUCAAGCAUUGCCCAUUGAAAGAUGCCCACAAUUCCGAGAUCAGCCCCCCGGCAGCACGGCCACCUACAACGGCAAAUGCUACAUCUUCUACGAUCGGCAGCCGACCAACUUCCGCGAUGCCAUCGCGUUUUGCCGCGCACGAGGCGGAUCGCUGGUUGACGAGAGCAACCCGGCGUUGCAAGGGUUCAUCAGCUGGGAGCUUUGGAGGAGGCAUAGGAGUGACAGCAGCAGCCAGUACUGGAUGGGGGCCGUCCGUGACCCUCAGGACCCGAACAACUGGAAGUGGGUGAACGGCAAUGACGUCACAGUGUCCUUCUGGAACAGCGUCCCGGCUGGCGGCGAGGGCUGUGCGAGGUUCGAUGGCAGCAAGGGAUGGCUUUGGGCUGACACCGACUGCCAGGCUAAGCUGAAUUUUAUCUGCCAGCACCAGCCGAAGGCCUGCGGGCGUCCCGAGCAGCCGCCCAACUCCACUAUGAGUACGGACUCCUUCGAAGUGGGCGCUGCUGUUCAGUACUCAUGCGAUCCUGGUCAUCUGCUCGUCGGACCGACUGUCCGUACGUGUCUCGACACCGGGUUUUACACGGAGUUCCCGCCUGUUUGCAAACGAAUCGAAUGCGGCUAUCCAGCUGAGAUCGCUCACGGUUCGUACACGCUCCUGAAUGACUCCGUGUCGUACCUGUCACAUGUGCAAUACGAAUGUAACGAGGGCCACGAGAUGGUGGGCAGGUCGCGACUCGUCUGCGAUAUCGAUGAGAGGUGGAAUGGACCCCCGCCGCGAUGCGAUGUGGUCCACUGCGAGCCACCACCGCAAAUCCCGAACGGGCGCGUAACGCUGUCGCACAACGCGUCAGUAUUCGGCGCGGUGGCAGAGUACGCGUGCGGCCGCGGGCUCCGGCUUGUGGGCGCGCGCCGCGCCAGCUGUCUCGCGAGCGGCGUCUGGGACCAGCGGCCGCCGACGUGCCAGCCCGAAGAGCGCUCAACAACAACAACAACAACAACGACAACCCUCCCUCCCCCCACCACGCCCUCCCCUACCACCCGUGUAACCCGUCCGCCGCCCACGCGCCCCCGCUCAACCCCCCGGCCGGCGCCGACGCCGUUCGUAACGCCGGAGACACGCCGACCCCGUCCUAAGACGACGGAGCGGCCGACAACGAGAUACGAGACGAAGGUCACGGAUGCCCAGGAAUCGCCCACUAGCCAUGUGCCGCAUAUUAUUGUGGCUAGUCAUCCUAGGGAGAAUCAAAUCCUAGGCAGCGGUAACAACAUCCGCGCCGAACAAACUCCUCGAGUGAACGUGCCACAGUCAGUCGACGGCGAGCGGCGGGAGCCAGUCGGCGCGCGCCUCAACCUCGGCGCCGUCGUCGCUCUGGGCGCGUUCGGCGCGAUCGUGUUCCUCGUAGCGAUCAUCACUACCAUCGUCAUUUUGGUGCGGAGAAAGCACCACGACGGCAAGCGCUACCGCCAUCACGUAUCCCCCGACUGCAACACCGUCGCGUCCCUGGACUCCUCCUCCUCAGAAUCCCGCUCCGGUCUCAACAGGUACUACAGACAGGCCUGGGAGGAACUCCACGAGGCCACAGGCGCUAAGGGCAGGCGGCACGACCGGGAGGCCCCGAAGGACGGGUCGGAACUCGUCGUGUCGGACGUGUAUCCCGCGCCGCGGGACAAGAGGAGACAUCACCAUCACCACCACCAUCGCCAGCCGAGGCAUCCUGACUGGCAUUCGCCGCAUCGUCCGCAGCAUAACCAUAAGCCAAGGUAUUGAUUUUGGAAAUCGUUUCAGCCUGUGGUGAAGAUAGGUGCGGGUCGUUUCACCUAAACUGGCAUGGAUGAACAAAAAUUUGAUUGUUUGAGUGACACCUGUCGUAACUGUCAAAGGUCAGGGCCAUUUUCAUUCACUCAUUCGUUCCAUUCGCGGCUCUUGUGGAUUGACUUUAUAAUUUGUAAUUGGUUUUGUAAUAGUGUAACUUUGCCCGGUGUAAAGUUACACUUCUUUUACGAAACUUUAAGGUUGAAAUGGUUAUAUGAAACCAAGGCUGAAACGGUUUUUAGACAUUAUUUAAAUAUGGCUUCUUUUCGGCUCGAAAAGGCGUUAGAGUAUAUGAUGAGUAGGUAUUAUAUAUCACUGUGAAGAAAAGUAAGAUGACAUGACUUUGUACAAAGCUCGUCCGUUCAAAAUUAAAUAAUAAGUAUAUACUUAUGAGUUAAUGUAGGAAAGUAGUAUUAUUAUAUUUAUGUAUCUGUCAAAAUGUACCUACAUAACUUAAUAUUGAACCAUAAUUUAUUAUUUUCAUAACCAUCAUAAUUUACAUUGAGACAUCAAGUAAAAUAGAACUACAUAAAGUAUAUAUGUAUAUAUAGUACUUCUAUUCAUUCUAAUUUGGAUCACUAAAUAACAUGAGAAAAUCGCAAAGAACGUAGGUAAGUAAUUAACAUAUUAUAAAGUGCUGUGAAUACUGACAAUUUUGCCCAGUUGACAAAAAUAUGAAUCAGUAUUUUUUUUUUCUUAAUUUAAGCUCAAGUAUAACAGUUAAGUAACUGACUUUUUUUCUUAGACACACUGCGACAUGCAAGCAUGUCUCUCUUGACUGUCCUCUCAUUUGUAACGAAUCUACAAUUAUGAGUCUAUAUAUUUAAUAGAAUUCAAUAAUUGGCUAUUUAUUAUUCCUAUUAGGCUGAUAUUAAUAACAAUAUAAUAUUAUGGUUAUUUUCAUAUUCUGUCUUGAGUACUUAAAAGGUUAUUUUUGUAUGUCCGUCAGUGGCAUAGCAUCCAGGAAUUGAGAUUAUAAGAUAUUAUAAUCUCAAUUCUAAUUAUUCUAGGUAUAUUAUUAUACUUAUAUGAUAUAAAUAUAUUUAUUUGGCUGACGAUGCUUUGUUCAAAGUCUAGUACGGAACCAAAUAGCUAUUUAAACAAUUGUUAUUUGUUAAUUAUGUUUAGACCUUAAUAUAAGGGAUUUAAUAAAAAUUACUAUCUAUAUUAUAACUAUUCAUAAAUGUUUUCAUGACGCAUACAACGAAGUUCGUAAAAUGAGACUGUUUCAUACAUUCCUAAUGAUAUGAUUGACACCUAUUACUAUAAUAGUCGACUAUUU